Molecule: messenger RNA, 866 nt
Organism: Ruditapes philippinarum (Manila clam)
Lineage: Eukaryota; Metazoa; Mollusca; Bivalvia; Venerida; Veneridae
Exons: 3
Coding region: 15-866 (283 amino acids)
Source: RefSeq, a predicted model, not a curated record
UAGAAACGAAAGGCAUGUUGCUUUCCAACAUGGACUACAAAUGUGGAAAUGUCUCAGAUGUAUCACCGCAAGAGAACAUUUCAUCCUGUGAGGAGAUCGAGGAAAACUACCAAAUCCACACAGAACAUGACGACUUUUUGACUGUCACAUUCUCUACAAAAAGUGGCGGCUUUAGGACGCUUUUGGACACGCAUACUGGCAAAAUUGGAUCAACACAAAUCUACAAGGGGCAAAUAUCUACCAAAAUCAUAGAAUUGAAGUUCGAUUUGAUUUCGCCUGAACAUUGUUCGGAAAUUACAUCAAGAAACAAGUGUAACAACGGGGAAAACCCCAUCCAUGUUGCAAAUGAUAUUACGCAGAAACCUAUUCACAUCAGUUGGGAUGGAUGGUCGGAUUCUUUAUCUGGAAUUGCUUACUACUACCUUGAGAUCUUCAAGUUGGAACCAAAUACACCCCAUGAGCUUACGGAACUAGAGCCAUUAAAGCCAAUUCAUCAGUUCAAGACAAACAAAACGUCUUCUAUAAACUUUCCAACAUACUAUCCCCCGGAAACAGGAAUGUAUUCGAUACUUUUACAAGUUACCGACAAGGCCAGUAACUCCAAAAUUGCAAGGAGAUUGGUCUUAUAUGACAACGACUCCUCUAUAACCUUAACUAAACAUGCUUUUAAUCCAAAUAUGUCGAUUGACGUGUCAGACGUAAAAAUUGGAGAUGGUGGUAUGCAUGUGAUAACAGCAAUACCUGAAACUGGUUACAUGUGGCAGUCUUCAAAUAAUGAUACAAAAACGCGGAUUGUUUUGAACUGGGAAAACCACUUUGUGAACAGAAUAUAUGACCAAGACAAAUUAUUUAAUAGAGUAUUGUAA